Neocloeon triangulifer is the source of this 939-nucleotide messenger RNA. RefSeq lists its product as uncharacterized. The coding region runs from base 77 to 883 and encodes 268 amino acids. The record is from RefSeq and is a predicted model, not a curated record. The transcript is spliced from 10 exons. Lineage: Eukaryota; Metazoa; Arthropoda; Insecta; Ephemeroptera; Baetidae.
GCAACUCGCACGUCCGACACACUCGUUCGGCGGCUCCGCUUUUCAAGUGACGUCAUUUUGCAGAAAACGCUCAAACAUGGUCACGCAAAUUUCAGCGUUUUUAAUUGCCAGUCUCUUCGUCCUCAACAAGGUUUCGGCGCAGGACGAAGAAUCGACGUGUGGCGAUCGGAUGCGGCGGCUGCGCGAGUUUUACUGCGUGUCCAACUGCAUCGGCCUGUCCAGCCCGGAAAAGACGGCGUCGGCCAUGUUGUCCGGACGCACCAAGGCCGUCAACGUCGGCUUCAACUGCUCCGCGCAAGAGUUUUCCGGUCCGAAAGUGGGCGUUUGCUGCCAGAGUUUCCCGAAUCUGCUGCUGUCCGAGGCGUCCGUGAGGACCGACUGCGUCAAAAAGAACACGAUGAAGUCGCAAGACUUGGAAAUGGCCCACAACGAAUACAUUUUCAACAAGUGGCAGGGCGACGCGAACACGAUCGAGCUGGAAAAGGCGGCCAAAGUGAACAACUUGGACAAGAUUAUCCAAUACAUGGAGUGCCUUUUCCUGGCCGAAGUUUCUGUCGCCAAGUUCAAAUUGAUGUCUCCGGAGGGGAAGAUCGAUGGGGACAAGACGGACGCGGCCUUCAAAGCGGCCCUUCCGGCCACGGCGCCAAAACCGUACACGGAACUUUUCACCCGCAUCAUCCCCAACUGCACCAGCAGCGUCCAACUGACGUUUCCGGUGAGUUCGAUCCAAGUGAACAACAAGACGGUGCAGGCGGCGCCGUUUCUCAUCACGCAGUGCUUGCGCAAGUGGAUCAUAAUGGAAUGUCCGAGCGCCAGUUCGACGGUGAGCAAAGCUUGCCAGGACACGCGCACCAACGUCAAGAAUUGCGACUUUUACAUGUGAAUUCUGGCAAAAAUUACAAUUGGGUUUUUCAAAUAAAGGAGAAUUUAUUUCGCAAA